Molecule: messenger RNA, 4884 nt
Organism: Gavialis gangeticus (Gharial)
Lineage: Eukaryota; Metazoa; Chordata; Crocodylia; Gavialidae
Gene: ZBTB18
Product: zinc finger and BTB domain containing 18
Exons: 2
Coding region: 1342-2910 (522 amino acids)
Biological process (GO): regulation of transcription by RNA polymerase II
Cellular component (GO): nucleus
Molecular function (GO): RNA polymerase II cis-regulatory region sequence-specific DNA binding; protein binding; DNA-binding transcription factor activity, RNA polymerase II-specific
Source: RefSeq, a predicted model, not a curated record
GCCAAAAUGGAAAGGUUUUCAGCUGCAGACCUGAUUGCUGAUAGUUUUGGUUUCUGUUUUGGAUUGCUUCUUCAAGAUGAAGCGUUUUCAGAUGAAACAGGCAAAGAGAUAUUUAAAGAUCAUCGAAGCUAAAACGUUUGUUGUGAAUUCCACCAUUAAACUUCACAGUCAAAGAUUUAGCAACCCAGAGCUACAGGAGCAGACAGCUGUAGGGCUUCGGAAAGAUAGAAAUCAGUUACAUGUUCAAAACUUUUGUACCCAGGAGAAUAACCUGACUGGUUUCCUCUUUUCUUUCUUGCAUAUGCAUUUAAGAUUUUUUUAUUUUAGUGUAACAAUAAUUAUUUGAGGGAGUUUUUGUGUUUGCGACGAAUUUAGAACUUGUAGAUUUGAGCUGCCUGAAUUGGCCAGACAGCUGUAAUCGCACUCCUCUAUUCUUAAUCUCUUUAUCUGGGCAGCAGCUGCCAUAUGGCCACAGUCAGCUGGAUCAGAUGUUUAUAAGCUUCCUUCUUCGUCCCUCUCUGUCCUUUCAGCCUCCUAAUUUGAUCACAGCUACCUUGUGAGCUGCCCUCCAAUCUUUAUUUUUAGCCCUCUUAAGGAUUAGGAUUGAUGUUGGCUGUGGGGCACUUAAAGUGAUUGUAUUGUAAAUCUUCAUGCUUUAUUCUAGCAAUGGUAUUUUGCAGAACAUAUUUGGGGUUGGAUUGUAAAUGUUAGUGCAUCUUGGAUUGUGAAGGACAGUUAUUUUUCAGCACUGUAUGUCAACCCGUGGAUGGAUAGUUUGUGUUUUAAGUGGUUUGGUAAAACUUGCUUUUAGUUACUGGAAAGUCUAAAUAAAUUUGUCAUUUUUUAAAUAAAUUUUACUUUUUAAUUGAGCUUUGACUUCUACACUUUCUUGAGCUUUUCUCCCCCACUCCCCUUAAGGAAGGUGGUGAGUAAGAAAAUAAUACCCAUGUAAGAGUAGCACAGAAUAAUUAAAAAAUAUGGGUAUAGCCAUACACACAGAGUGCUUCUGAAACACUUUCUUUCACUUUGGUACUAUAAACUGUGGAGAAAAAGCCUCUCUCUCUGUAGGGAAAGCUUUCUUGUGUAAUGCAUACAUUUGUUUUUAGGCUAAAGCUUUCUUCAGAAGCUUCUAAAUAUUUAAUAUAAAGUGUUCUGCUAUUGUAUUGCAUGGCAGAAGUUAAAACUUAGAAGUAUACCUACUGAACUGUGGCAGUCAGUUUGCUAUUCUUUUAUUACAUUUCUGAAAUCCUUGAUUUUGCUUUCUGUAAUUUGUUCGCUCCUUAUGUAUUUAGGAUCCGUUAUAUAUGUUAUACCUGCAGAUUUUAAGGUUAUGAAGACAGUAUGGAGUUUCCUGACCACAGCAGACAUUUGCUACAGUGUCUGAGUGAACAGAGGCAUCAGGGUUUUCUUUGUGACUGCACUGUUCUGGUAGGAGAUGCCCAGUUCCGAGCGCACAGAGCUGUACUGGCUUCAUGCAGCAUGUACUUCCACCUCUUUUACAAGGACCAGCUGGACAAAAGGGACAUUGUUCAUCUGAACAGCGACAUUGUUACAGCCCCAGCUUUCGCGCUCCUGCUUGAAUUCAUGUAUGAAGGGAAACUCCAGUUCAAAGACUUGCCCAUUGAAGACGUGCUAGCAGCUGCCAGUUAUCUCCACAUGUAUGACAUUGUCAAAGUCUGCAAAAAGAAGCUGAAAGAGAAAGCCACCACGGAGGCAGACAGUACAAAAAAGGAAGAAGAUGCCUCAAGUUGUUCGGACAAAGUGGAGAGCCUCUCCGAUGGCAGCAGCCACAUGGCAGGAGACUUACCCAGUGAUGAAGAUGAAGGGGAAGAUGAAAAACUGAACAUCCUGCCUAGCAAAAGGGACUUGGCGGCUGAGCCUGGGAACAUGUGGAUGAGAUUGCCCUCAGACUCAGCAGGCAUUCCCCAGACUGGCGGAGAGGCAGAGAUACACGCAACAGCAGCUGGAAAAACAGUAGCCAGCCCCUGCAGCUCAACAGAGUCUUUGUCCCAGAGGUCUGUCACCUCCGUGAGGGAUUCAGCAGAUGUUGACUGUGUGCUGGACCUGUCUGUCAAGUCCAGCCUUUCAGGAGUUGAAAAUCUGAACAGUUCUUAUUUCUCUUCACAGGACAUGCUUAGAAACAGCCUGGUUCAGGUGAAGGUGGAGAAAGAGACUUCCUGUGAUGAGAGUGAUGUUGGCACUAAUGACUAUGACAUGGAACAUAGCACUGUGAAAGAAAGUGUGAGCACUAAUAACAGGGUACAGUAUGAGCCAGCCCAUCUGGCUCCUAUGAGGGAAGAUUCUGUCCUGAGGGAGCUAGAUAGAGAGGACAAAGCAAGUGAUGAUGAAAUGAUAACUGCAGAAAACGAGAGAGUCCAGGUGGAAGGAAACAUGGACAGCAGUUUGCUCCCUUAUGUGUCAAACAUACUUAGCCCUGCUGGCCAAAUUUUCAUGUGUCCUCUUUGCAACAAAGUCUUUCCCAGUCCCCACAUCCUGCAGAUCCAUUUAAGCACGCACUUUCGAGAGCAGGACGGGAUCCGCAGCAAGCCUGCUACUGAUGUCAAUGUCCCAACCUGUUCCUUGUGUGGUAAGACUUUUUCUUGCAUGUACACCUUGAAACGUCAUGAGAGGACUCAUUCAGGUGAAAAGCCCUACACUUGCACCCAGUGUGGGAAGAGCUUCCAGUACUCCCACAACCUGAGCCGCCAUGCUGUGGUUCACACACGGGAGAAGCCACAUGCUUGUAAGUGGUGUGAGCGCAGGUUCACACAGUCUGGAGACCUUUACAGACACAUUCGGAAGUUUCACUGUGAGUUAGUGAACUCAUUGUCUGUCAAAAGUGAAGCACUGAGCUUACCUACUGUCAGAGACUGGACCUUAGAAGAUAGCUCACAAGAACUUUGGAAAUAAAAAAAUUUUUAUAUAUAUAAAUAAUAUAUAUAGAUAUAUAUAUAAAUCUAUAUAGUCGUGGUACAGUCUAAAAGCAAUCUUGUUUCCUUGAACUGAAAGUUUGGCUAUUAGCUUGUUUUUGCACUUUAAGGCAGCAUGAACAUUUCACUAAUUUAGCACUCUGAUAAAAUGAACUGUAGAAGUAAUAUGACAAAGUAAUAAACUACGGAGUAUUUUCCCCCUUCUUGGAAUAGAAGCCAGUAAAUACUUCACUUAAAAAAAAAACCUCAAAUUGAAGAAAAAGUUGAUAUGGCUUUAUUCCCCCUCAAAUCACUGCAUUAUUUUAAGCUCUAGAUUUUUAAAAAUUAUUUUAACAAUAUGAAUGUAGAAAUCCCUUCCAGGUUUAUUUGUUCCUUUACAUUUCUAAAAUUGCAUGAGUCCUUUCUAGCUGUUGGAAACCUGAAUGCUUUUAGACCCAAAUGCAAAAUUUCUGAAAUGCUGAAUUAUCUAUUUUUAAACAAGCAGUUGACUUAAAACUUAUUAUGGCAACUUCUGGAUUUCUGACAGUUCCCACUGGAGAAAAAAAAAACCCUGAAAGUACACUGGGAUCACUGGGACUCUUGUCUUAUGUGAAGGUUUGCUUGGGAUGAAAAAGGAUAUCGCAGCUUCAGCAGUGAUGAACUGUGUGUUUAAAAAUGUGAAUUACUGUUAUUGUAUACUGUAAUUGAUUACAUGGGCUGGGGAGGGUGUCAGAGAACUUGGCAGGUUGUGUUGAUGCUCUUAGUUGAGUCUUGAAAAGUAAAUAUUAACGCUACAGAAAUGCAUGAGUUUCAGUAUAUUUUUGUCUUUGUUUGCAUUGUAUAACUUUAAUGAGUGAGUUUUAAAAUUAUUUAAUUUCUUUAGGAAAAGCACCAUUGAAAAUACUGGUGUUUUAAGAAGAACAUAAAUGCACUGUUUUAUUUUAUAUAAUUUAAAUUUACUUUCCCACUGUCUUUAAGUUGAAUAAAACUUAAGCUACAAGUUGAUGAUUUAGCUACAUAACAAGGAAGAUAUUAAUGUUUACAAACAGGCUUAAAGAUUUGCAUGUGCAGUGUGCAUUUAUCAAAAGAAACCUAAUUGCACAAAACCCAUGCCAGCUCAAACUUUAGGUGCAUACAUUUACCCAGAUGAGCAUUUUUAGAAUUCCUGCUGCACAAAUUAACAAUAGGUCAUUCUUUUUUUUUUCCCCCCUUGAAAAGAUUCUAUGGACUGAAAAAGCCCCAGGCUGAGAAGACUGGAAAGCCUUGAUUGACAUGGGGAAGGGGGGGAGGGUAAAGGACUAUGUGUAUCCAAGCAGCAGAGACUGCAGCCUGACGUGUGGUUUUAAUGACCAACACACAGGUCAAAAGCAUUUUGCACAGUGUUUGUUUUCCUGUCUUGCACUUACAAAUAAGGUCUAUGGGAGUAGCAUGGAAAACGUUUGCUGUUUUUCCUUUUUUUUCUGCUUUUGUUUAAAAUUUGAUCGCCUUAACUACUGUAAACAUAGCCUAUUUUUGUGCUUAAGAUACUGAAUGGAAAACUCCAUUGUGUAUUGCUGGACUGUUUUGGAAAUAUUUGGUCAAAUGUGUGUUAAUUUGGCUGUAAUGGCAUUUUAAAACAAAAAAAGCUGUGAAAAUGGCCUUGGAGCAUUAUCUUUAGUUACUUGAAUAGAUUCUAGGUUUUAAAAAUACAUUCUUUUAUUAAUUUAGAAAAGACAAUCAUUGUCUGAGAAAAAAAUGGACUUUCUCUUGGAUUUUUGUGGUCCUUGUGAGUGAUUUGCUUUUUUUCUUUUAUUAGUUUCACAUUCUUCUUUUGUUCUAAAACUUAGACUGACAUCUAGCUUUGACAAUCAUAGUAUGUUUUAUUUUCCUGAGGGGGGAAUAACUUAUAAUGCUGUUUAGUUUUGUACUAUUGGUGUGUUGGUGAAUUUUUAAACUGUGUGCUAACUGCAAUAAAUUAUAUGAACUGAGAAAUCAA